Molecule: messenger RNA, 1074 nt
Organism: Sugiyamaella lignohabitans
Lineage: Eukaryota; Fungi; Ascomycota; Dipodascomycetes; Dipodascales; Trichomonascaceae
Gene: SNF3
Product: Snf3p
Exons: 1
Coding region: 1-1074 (357 amino acids)
Biological process (GO): transmembrane transport; carbohydrate transport
Cellular component (GO): membrane
Molecular function (GO): carbohydrate:proton symporter activity
Source: RefSeq, a predicted model, not a curated record
AUGUCUAGCGAUAACGAAAAGGAAGAACACGCUCACGUCGCUCCUACUGGAGCUGAUGGUACUCCUCUUAAUCUUUAUGAACGUCGUCUUUUGAUUGCCAGUCAUGAGACUGGUUUCACUGCUCUUUUCACAAACAGACACGUUUUCUCUAUUGCAGUGUUUGCUUCUUUGGGUGGUUUGAUCUAUGGUUUCAACCAAGGAAUGUUUGGUCAAAUUUUGAAUAUGGCUUCUUUCAGUAGAACUGUGAACCCCAACUCUAUUAGUAAUCCUACCAGUAGAGGUCUUUUGACUUCGAUUCUUGAGUUGGGUGCUUGGGUUGGUUCUCUUGCUAACGGUUACCUUGCUGACAAGCUUGGUCGUAAGCUUAGUGUUGUUCUUGCUGUUGUCAUUUUCAUUAUCGGUGUUAUUGUUCAAGCUACUGCUCACAACGCCAACCAAAUCUUGGGUGGUAGAUUCGUCACUGGUUUGGGUGUUGGUAGUUUGUCUAUGAUUGUUCCUUUGUACAACGCCGAGUUGGCUCCUGCCGAGGUUAGAGGUGCUCUUGUCGCUUUGCAACAAUUGGCCAUUACUUUCGGUAUCAUGAUUGCCUACUUCAUUGGUUAUGGUACCAACUUCAUUGGUGGUGCUGGUAACCCCAACCAAAGCAACGCUGCUUGGCUCAUUCCUGUCUGCAUCCAAUUGAUUCCUGCUCUUAUUUUGGGUACUGGUUUCCUUACUAUUUUGCCCCAAUCUCCUCGUUACCUUGUCCAAAUUAACAAGGAGGAUGAGGCUCUUGAGGUUCUUUCCAAGCUUCGUCGUGUCCCCAAGACCAACGAAAUCGUUGUUUUGGAGUUCUUGGAGAUUAAGGCUCAACACAUGUUCGAAAUCGAGACUGAUCGUGAGAUGUUCCCCCACCUCAUGGAUGGCUCAUUCUCCUCUUCUUUCAAACUCAGACUCGCCAAGUACAAGUCUCUCUUUGUCGACAAGUCUCUUCGUCCCAGAACUUUCAUUGGUAUCUUCAUCAUGGUCUUCCAACAAUGGACUGGUAUGUAUAAACAACCCCUGCCCAUGCUGCUGUUAUCUGUUUGGUUUUAG